Molecule: messenger RNA, 2235 nt
Organism: Phalacrocorax carbo (great cormorant)
Lineage: Eukaryota; Metazoa; Chordata; Aves; Suliformes; Phalacrocoracidae
Source: RefSeq, a predicted model, not a curated record
AGACGGAGCGGAGGCGCCAUUUUGCGCUGCUGCGGGAGACGGUUUGGGAGGCUGUGGCGGGAGGGAGGUGGUGGCGGUAGCGAUAAUAAUAACAGCAACAAUAAUAGCGGUAGCGGCCGCGGGUACAGUUGCUGCUCGGGACUAGCGUCCCCGUUCACCCAGCCCCGUGGCCAAGACUCUGCCGACAUGAGCGACGUGGAGGAGAACAACUUCGAGGGGAGGGUUAAUGUUCGUGAAGAGAUUGAAGAGUUUUUUCCAAGAAUGUGGAAGAUAAAUCAAGAUAAAAGAAGGCUAAUGAAAAGUAUUAAAGAUCAGAAAAUUAAAAUUGAAUGGGGGAAAAAAUUGAACAGAAGAUUGGUCAGAUAGAAGCACUUGAAUAUUUUUUUAAGGCUAUAAUGAAUUGUUUGAAUUGGGGAAGAAUACACGAAGUAUGAAAAAUGAAAAACUCAAUGAAGAAUGAAGAAAAGUAGAAAGCAAGAGUGAAGUAGAAUUAAAAGAAUCUGGAAGAAUGAAUGGGUCCUAGGUUAAGUAAAUGAGUCUCGCUCCCAGUCAAAAUCUCCAGCUGGGAGUCCUGCUCGUGUAAAAUCGGAGAGCAGGUCAGGAUCUCGCAGUCCAUCGAGGGCUUCCAAACAUUCUGAAUCGCAUUCAAGGUCAAGAUCAAAAUCAAGGAGACGUUCUCGAAGCAGAUCGUACACGCCAGAAUACCGUCGUCGAAGGAGCCGUAGUCAUUCUCCAAUGUCCAACAGGAGAAGGCACACGGGCAGCAGAGCUAAUCCAGAUCCUAAUACAUGUCUUGGAGUGUUUGGUCUCAGUUUGUAUACUACCGAGAGAGAUUUGCGUGAAGUCUUUUCCCGUUAUGGACCUUUGACUGGUGUCAAUGUGGUUUAUGAUCAACGGACCGGACGAUCAAGAGGAUUUGCUUUCGUUUAUUUUGAGAGAAUUGAUGAUUCUAAAGAGGCAAUGGAGCAUGCAAAUGGUAUGGAGCUGGAUGGCCGGAGGAUUCGGGUGGAUUACUCAAUCACCAAGAGAGCACAUACACCCACCCCAGGCAUCUACAUGGGCCGGCCAACACACAGCGGAGGAGGUGGUGGUGGUGGAGCAGGUCGCCGCCGUGACUCAUAUUAUGAUAGGGGGUAUGACAGAGGAUAUGACAGAUAUGAAGAAUAUGACUACAGAUACAGGAGACGAUCGCCAUCGCCUUAUUAUAGUCGAUACCGAUCACGAUCAAGAUCCCGUUCCUAUAGUCCAAGGCGUUACUGAAGAUCAGAAGAGUUACAGUUGAGGAUGUGAUUUUUAAAUACGAAGUUCAGACCUUAGCUUCCCUACUGCUUUCCUUCCCCUCCUCCCUUCCUCGUCCUCCAUCCAGCUCUUUUACAAAUCUUUGGUUCAUUUAGAAUAUACAUGUUUUCAGUUGAAGUAUUCCUGUUUUCCAUCCCUCCUUAUUGUAAUACUCUUAAAUAUUGUAAUUGUUGUAGUUUUUGUGUAGUAAAACAUCUUAAGCAAAAUGAAAUAGAGAACCCAAAGUGCUGAUACGUUUUGGAAGUCAUUCCUAUUUUGUUUUUAAAACAAUUGGACUCCUGACUAAUCAGAAGAGAGCAUUGAUAUUUUUAAAGCUUGCAUGUCAUAUGUAAUAUACACACUCAGAUACUUUAAUAUAAACCUGCAUUUCCAAGUAACUCCUUAAUCUUUCUGUUAAAAUGUUUACCUAUUACUUUGAUAAACAAGUAACAACUUUGAGCCUUUUCUGUAAUGACAAAUUUACUUAGAUAGUCAUGAACCAGAGGAUUUUUUUAAUUAUUAUUUUUGUCAGGUAGUCACUUUGAGUGUAGGCAGUUUGAACUAGGGCAAAAUCGGGUAUUUGACUGGGAAGAUAGAUCCUUGUACACUCAAAGUUAGAGCUGUGGUUUAUAGAUAAAGUUUCUGGAUUGCUACACAGUGGAUAAUGUUUGAAGUUAAAACUGUAAAAAUCUGGGGGGUUUUAUUGUACUUGGUUGAAUAUUUCCCCUUAAUCGGUGCAGGAGAGAAAAUAUUUAUUGAACGUACCAAUUAGUUAUAUAAUUUGCUGUUCAUAUGGAGAAAAAAAAACAAAACUCACCAACUUUUUGGUAUUGCAAUAAUGAUUAAGCGAAUUCUGUUUCCAGUCGUUUUUGGAGUUUUGCAAGUAUGGAUGGAAAAACCUACAACUACAUGUAAACCCUUUUUUUUCCCCCCUUCAAUAAAAGUUAAUUCUACUGA